Gigantopelta aegis is the source of this 4659-nucleotide messenger RNA. RefSeq names its product lysine-specific histone demethylase 1A-like. The coding region runs from base 1 to 2373 and encodes 790 amino acids. The record is from RefSeq and is a predicted model, not a curated record. Gene Ontology annotation, cellular component: nucleus. Lineage: Eukaryota; Metazoa; Mollusca; Gastropoda; Neomphalida; Peltospiridae. The transcript is spliced from 18 exons. Gene Ontology annotation, molecular function: flavin adenine dinucleotide binding; protein binding; oxidoreductase activity. Gene Ontology annotation, biological process: regulation of DNA-templated transcription.
AUGUCAAGUGCAUCAGGUAAAUCGGUAACAACUACUUCUAAAGAUCGUAAAGAAAGCGAUAAGACAGAGUCUACUAGUGAGGAUCGAAAACGACCAGUACCCCGGACAGACGAAAAGGAAUCCGAUGACGCCGACAGAAGUAGAAGAAAACGUCCAAAGGUUGAGUACAAGGAAGUGGAUGUGCCUGCAGCCAGCGUUUCUGAUGAAGAUACUGGGUCAGGUGAACUCAAAAAAGAGAAAGAGAAACUGGCUCAGGUUCCUCCAAUAACAGCCAAAGUAGAGGCGGCAGGGCCAGAGCCAGAUGUGGCUGAAGAUAGUGAUCAUAAUGAUGAUCCAACAGGUUUGGAAGGAGCUGCAUUUCAGAGUCGUCUCCCCUUUGACAAAAUGACAUCUCAAGAGGCAGCUUGUUUUCCAGAUAUUCUUCAAGGCCCUCCACAAGCUCAGAAAGUAUUCUUAUAUAUAAGAAAUAGACUUCUUCAACUAUGGCUUGAUAAUCCCAAAAUGCAGCUAACAUUCGAGACAGCCCUUCCAAACAUUGAAGCACCAUACAACAGUGAUGGGCCACUCAUUAUGCGGAUACAUUCCUUUUUGGAAAGAUAUGGGUUCUUCAACUUUGGUGUCUACAAACGACUCAAACCUAUUCCCGCUAAAAAGCAUGGCCGUGUCAUCAUUGUUGGUGCAGGAAUGGCUGGUCUGGGAGCAGCAAGACAACUGAUGUCUUUUGGCAUGGACGUUGUACUUCUAGAAGCCAGGGAUCGUGUUGGAGGAAGAAUUGCGACUUUCAGAAAAAAUGCUUAUGUGGCAGAUCUUGGAGCAAUGGUGGUUACUGGACUGGGUGGAAAUCCUGUAACUGUUUUGAGUCGACAAAUCAAUAUGGAGCUACAUAAGAUUAAGCAGAAAUGUCCCUUGUAUGAAUCCAAUGGCACUACUCAAGUACCAAAGGAGAAGGAUGAAAUGGUUGAACGAGAAUUCAACCGUCUCUUAGAAGCAACCUCAUAUUUAUCACACCAAAUGGAGUUUAAUCAUAUAGAAGGAAAACCUGCUUCACUUGGGCAAGCACUGGAGGCAAUCAUAAAGUUGCAGGAGAAGCAUGUGAAGGAAAAGCAAUGUGAGCACCAAAGAAAUAUUAUUGAACUUCAAGAAAAGCUCAAGAAAACUCAAAAUAAUAUGCUUUCAUUAAAAGACAAAAUUGAAGAGCUUCAUAAACACUGGAGGGAAGCGUCCGAGGUUAAACCUCCGCGAGAUAUCACAGCAGAGUUUCUAGUCAAAAGCAAACUACGAGAUCUCACUGCCUGUUGUAAGGAAUAUGACCAAUUGGAGGCACAGCAAAAGGAAAUAGAAGAAAAAUUACAGAUACUCGAAUCCAAUCCACCAAGUGAUGUCUACUUGUCUUCACGAGACCGUCAGAUUCUGGACUGGCAUUUUGCAAAUUUGGAGUUUGCUAACGCCACACCUCUGACCACGCUGUCUCUGAAACACUGGGACCAGGAUGAUGACUUUGAGUUCUCAGGCAGCCAUCUAACAGUGCGGAAUGGUUACUCCUGUGUACCAGUGGCUCUGUCAGAAGGUUUGGACAUAAAACUAAACACUGCUGUACGUCAAGUCAGAUAUACUACAUCAGGUGUUGAAGUGGUAACCACUAGUGCAAGGAAUAACUCCAACCCGCAGACUUUCAAAGGUGAUGCUGUCCUGUGCACUUUGCCACUGGGUGUCCUCAAGGAGAGUAUGCGGGGUAGUGGUGUCAACAGUGUUCAGUAUGUCCCACCUCUUCCAGACUGGAAGGCUGCUGCUAUAAAGAGGCUUGGCUUUGGAAACUUGAAUAAAGUUGUAUUGUGUUUUGAUCGUGUAUUCUGGGAUCCUAAUGCGAACCUGUUUGGUAAUGUGGGGAGUACGACGGCAAGUCGAGGUGAACUCUUUCUCUUCUGGAAUCUCUACAAAGCUCCGGUCCUGCUCGCACUGGUAGCUGGAGAAGCUGCUGCUAUAAUGGAAAAUGUUAGUGACGAUGUCAUUGUCGGAAGAUCCAUUUCAGUGUUGAAGGGAAUAUUUGGAAAUAAUGCUGUUCCACAGCCAAAGGAAACUCUAGUCACCAGGUGGCGUGCUGAUCCAUUUUCUAGAGGCUCUUAUUCUUAUGUUGCAGCAGGCUCCUCGGGAAAUGAUUAUGACCUCUUGGCCACCCCGAUUUCACCACAACAGGGAAGUCUACCUCGUCUGUUCUUUGCGGGAGAGCACACAGUGCGUAACUACCCUGCCACAGUGCAUGGAGCAUUCCUUAGUGGACUGCGGGAGGCUGGCUUGAUUGCUGACCAGUUUCUUGGAGCUCCGUAUGCCCUGCCAUCAAGAUUUACAGGUUCUCAGCCAACAUCGACUUCCUGAGUUAGAACCAGCAGAACCAUUCUGGAUAGAAUUCUUAAUGUACUCAUUCUUUUGUUCCUGUUGGUUGCUUUGUUGUAAACAUUUCUGCUUAAAUAUGUUCUGGCUGUUCAACUAUUUGGGGAAGAGCUUCUGUGAUUUUGCAGCAAGAAAAUAUUUUUAGAGAAUUGAUGAUCUUGUUGAUAUUAGGCGUAUUCAUGAGAAAUGCAUUUGUAAAUGAAUUUGGGCUUUAUAAUGAAACUGUUAAUCUAUAUUGAAGUUUAAAGAUCUGAAGAAGAAAAAACCCACCUGUUAGCAGGCUAAUUUAAAUGUGUGUAUAGGUUACACCUUCUAAAAAGCACCAUUUUGCCAGAGACUGGGCCAAUUUUACAAAACAUUGUAAGUUUACGCCUGAGACUAACAGUUAUACCGGGCAUUCAUUUACAAGUGUUUGGCAUCUAUGUCAUGAAGAAAAUUACAUCAUUAAGGAAAAUGGAGCAUUUUAAGGACAAAAGAAAAUUAAAUAUAUGUGUUUCCAACUAUAGUUUUUGUACUAUAAUAGUAAUAAGAAUUGUGGGUAGACGUUUACAUACAAAAUUAGGCUUACAAUGUUUUGUGAAAUUAGGCCCAGGUCAGUAUAUACCAUGGCAUUUGAUGUUCCAGUUAGGCAAGCACUCUACCACUUAGUUAUUGUCAAUUUGUGUCAAAAGGCAAUCAAUGAAUUGGCAUGUAAGCAUAUAAUGUAUAAACUUAAAAUUUAUAUAAAAACCUAUUUUACAUUUUAAACCCAUAUCAAUGCAAAUAAAAAAAAAAGAGAAUAAAAUUAGUGUAAAUAAAUUUCUUUACAAAUUACAAUCUUCUUUUAUGAUCCAAGUGUAAAGGAAACUGAUAGCACAGUCAAGAUAAAGCAUGUGCAGUUCUACCUUUGGUCUCGGUGUACUGCAUUCGAUUAAUUCAGUAUCACUGAAGGUGAGGGUGCAUACUAUGGCUGUGAAAGCAUUUUGUCUUCACCCCUGUAUUAAAAAUAAGAUUUAAUCUGUAUAAUUUGAUUGCAGUAUGUUAAGAAACGUUUGUUCAUAUAGAUAUUUUUUGGUAACAUUUUUUAAUGGUAGUUGGUAUGGGUUUAAAACCUUUUAUACAAGUUUUAGCAUUAUUUAUUUUAGAGUUAUAUGCCAAUUCAUCAGUUCCCUUUUGACCUAAACGGACUAUACAUGCUGCCCAUUUUUAUAAAGGGAACGUAAGGAUUCUUGUAGGAAUUAUUUGGUUUACUGUGAAUACUGCUUAGAAUUCAAAAUGCUCAUUUCCACAUCAUUAAUAUUUUUCAGAUUGAUCCAAGUUCAAGAGGAACAUUUGUCUGUUAUAUUAUAUCAUAACAUAGCACAGAUCCCAUACUGUGCAACCAUUUUGUGAUCUGCAAAAGAAAUAAUGCAGAACAAGAUGGACUUUUUUUAAUAUUUAUUUUUACAAACAAUUCAAGUGUUAAGUAUUAGAAAUAAUAUUCAUGUAUCAAAAUUUCUAUUUUUAACUACUGUAAAUAGCUUCAUGGUUUAUCAAUCCAUAGUCACAUUUUGUGAACAUUUUCCUUUUUUUUUGGUGCUUAAUGCAGUAGAUAGUGCUGAGUCCUGUUUCAUUAUAGUACACAUAAUAUAUUAAGUCUUGCAUCAAGUCAUUAUCUACCAUUUCAUUUGGUCAUCUUAUUUUUCAGAAUAAAAUAAAAUGAGAAAUCAAAAUUAUGUUCACUUAUUGUUGUGCAAUUCACAUAUAUCUUGAGAAUUGCCUUGAAGGGGUUAUGGGUAUUGCAAUACCACUGUCUGUUUUGUUAGUUUGUGUUUAGAUUGUUCAGUGAAAUAUCUCGAGUAUUUUACAUAGGAUCCUUAUGCAUUGAGGUUGUUAUGGUUUCCCAUUUUAGGUCAAAUGACAACGAUUUAAGCCAUUAAAAAUUAAAACUUGAAUUUUUUUUUAACUGUUUGGACAUAUUAACAUUAGUUAAAAAUUAUUCCAUUGUUCAUGUCCUUUCCGCAUAAAAAAUUAAAAUGGGUUUCACUUUGGUGUUCAUUUUACCUGCUGUUCUAAUUCUCAUUUUAAGUGUUUUGGAGGAGGGGGAGUUGUGGGUGUUUGUAAAAUCAGACACUAAAUUGGCUUUAUCUUUAUUCUUCUUUUACCACAAAUUACACCCAGAAUUUUGCAUUCGAGUGCAGAAUAUCAUAAUUGGCAGUACUCCAUUCUAAAGUUAGGGCUUUGUGCACAGGGACCACAAAACAUUUUGAUCUGAAUUGCAAUAUAUACAUGUAUAUGUCUAAAAUAUGUUAA